AUGGGCCCCUUAAAAAAGUCUGGAGCUAUGAACAGAAAAAUUAAAAAACGAAAAAUUGAGGAUAAUGUUGAAUUGUCUAAGCAAAUGAAAUUAUUUUUGGCAAAACAUGUAAGAGAUAAUAAUUGUUCAAUUAUUUCAAGCUCUAUAACUUCACCGUGUACUAGUAAAACGGAAUUAUGCACUGAUUUAUCAGCUAUUAAUUCUCUAGACCCUGAAGAUCAUAUAGACAUUCCCAUUAAUUUAGAAAAUGAUUUGUCUAAGCAAAUAUCAACAAAUCAAGAUGAUGAUUCGGAUUUUAUAAAUGCAUUAGCUUCCUCUUCUUCGGAUAUAACUAAAAUAGCAUUAUUCAGUGAUCAACCACAAUUAAAUAUUCUUGAAUGGAAUGACUUAGUAAACAUUGACAAUAAUUUGAAAAAUAUUGUGCAAAAACAAUUUCAUUUCAAUGAUCCAUCUUCUUGGCCUUACAUUACUGAUAAAAUUAGAACACUACUAAUAGAACACGGACCAGAUCAUGGUAAAAAUUCAGAUUUUUCCUAUUCAGAGAACUUUGAGCAAAGAACAUUUUCAGCAGAUUGGUUUUUUAAAACACUCCCAAAUGGAGAUAAAAUUGAACGAAAUUGGCUAAUUAUGCUAUUUCCUUCACAAAAGAUGAGUAAGGCAUUUAUUACAGACCCCAAAAAAGGAUUUAGUGAUUGGAGAAAACUUAGUCCGAAAAUUCUUGACCAUGAAAACACAUUUGAACAUAAAUCUAAUGUAUUCUCAUGGAAAAGUUUUGAAAAACGUUUAAGAGAGGGGAAAACAAUCGAUAAAGAAUUACAAACAAAAAUUUUAAAUGAAAAAGAAAGGUGGAAGCAAAUUUUAAAAAUUAUUCUUGAUUGUGUUCGUUUUUGUUGUGUUAAUAAUUUGGCUCUUAAAGGUUCUAGUAAUGAUAUUAACAAGUCUAAUUGUGGAAUUUUUUAA
Messenger RNA from Aphis gossypii (cotton aphid), 960 nucleotides. RefSeq lists its product as uncharacterized. The coding region runs from base 1 to 960 and encodes 319 amino acids. The transcript has 2 exons. NCBI's taxonomy places the organism in Eukaryota, Metazoa, Arthropoda, Insecta, Hemiptera, Aphididae. The record is from RefSeq and is a predicted model, not a curated record.